Anguilla rostrata (American eel) is the source of this 2295-nucleotide messenger RNA. RefSeq names its product RFT1 homolog (gene rft1). The record is from RefSeq and is a predicted model, not a curated record. Lineage: Eukaryota; Metazoa; Chordata; Actinopteri; Anguilliformes; Anguillidae. The transcript is spliced from 13 exons. Bases 243 to 1862 code for a protein of 539 amino acids. Gene Ontology annotation, biological process: glycolipid translocation; dolichol-linked oligosaccharide biosynthetic process. Gene Ontology annotation, cellular component: endoplasmic reticulum membrane.
AUCAUUUAGACAUGUGUACGGAAGUAAAGCGAAUGAAGUUUCCAAUGGAAUCACUAACCUCUGAAAGGAACUGAAGUGGCGGGUUACCUCCUUUUGUUGCUAGAUAUCUGCAAUACUUUUUAAAUAUAUAUAUAUAUAUAACAAUGUCUUUAAAAUGAUGACAGCGCUGAAGCACCUCCGAGCAUAGCGUGUUAUGCAGUUUUAUAACGCUAACUAGCUAGACAGGCGAAGAAGUCUUCACAAUGACUGCUAAAGACGUGCUUAAAAAUGCCGCAACUCUCGCUUCAUACAAUGUAUUGCUUCAGGUGAUGUUUCGCGUGCUCACCUUCCUUCUGAAUGCCUUCACCCUCCGCUUUGUAUCCAAGGAGCUGAUCGGUGUGGUUAAUGUCAGGUUGACGCUACUCUACUCAACCGUGGUCUUCCUGUCCAGAGAGGCCUUCCGCAGAGCUUGUUUGAGUGGCAAGGCUGAGCAUAACUGGAGACAGAUCAUCAACUUGUUGUGGCUGGCGGUGCCGCUGGGUGUGCUGUGGGCGUCAGUGCUGGGCUGCGUGUGGCUGUGGCUCCUGGAGGCCCCAGAUCCCCAGGCGAUCCCCCACUAUGGCCCUGCCGUGGGCCUCUUCGCUCUGGCUGCGCUGCAGGAGCUGCUAGCCGAGCCCCUCUGGGUGCUAGCCCAGGCCCACAUGUUCGUGCGCCUCAAGGUGGUGGCAGAGAGCUUGGCGAUGGUGGCGCGGUGUAUGCUGACCAUGGCGCUGGUGGUCUGGGCUCCACAGUGGGGGCUCUACAUCUUCUCCGCGGCACAGCUGGUAUACACAGGGUUCCUGGUGCUGUGCUAUGCUGCAUUCUUCCUGCAUUUCCUGAGCUCUGGGGAGGCAGAGAGACAGUCUUUUCCCCUGUGCCGUGUGGGGGAUUUACUGCCCUCGAGAGUGGGCGGGGAGUCAGUGGUGAACUUGAAACUGGCCAGACUGACCUGGAGCUUCUUCAAGCAGUCCUUUCUCAAGCAGAUCCUCACUGAAGGCGAGCGCUACGUGAUGACUUUCUUGAACGUGCUGAACUUUGGGGACCAGGGAAUUUAUGACAUUGUGAACAACCUGGGCUCCAUGGUGGCUCGGUUUGUUUUCCUGCCUAUUGAGGAGAGCUUCUAUGUCUUCUUCGCCAAGGUGCUGGAGAGAGGGAGGGAGGUCCGGCAGCAAAGGCAGGAGGAGGUUGCCACGGCAGCUGAGGUGUUGGAAUGUCUGCUGAAAUUUGUGCUAGUGGUUGGCCUGAUCAUCACCGUGUUUGGAUACGCCUACUCUUACCUGGCACUGGACUUGUAUGGGGGGUCUCUGCUGAGCAGCGGAACAGGUCCCACCCUCCUGCGCUGGUACAGUGGGUAUGUUCUCCUGCUUGCUGUGAAUGGAGUGACAGAGUGCUUCACCUUUGCUGCCAUGAGUAAAGAGGAGGUAGACAGGUAUAACCUGGUGAUGCUGGGGCUGUCCGUGUCCUUCCUCUUCCUGUCCUACUACCUGACAUGGUGGCUCGGCAGCGUCGGCUUCAUCCUGGCCAACUGCCUGAACAUGGGCCUGCGCAUCGGCCACAGCCUACUCUUCAUCCACCGCUACUUCCUGCGCAGCCCCUGGGCGCCGCUGCGCGGCCUAUGCCCCUCCCCCUCCGUGCUGCUCGCCCUCGGCCUCAGCGCCGCCCUCACCGCCCUCUCGGAGGCCGUGUUCUGCUGCGACGGCGGCUGGCUCUUCAGGGCGGCUCACGUGGCGGUGGGCGGGGUCUGCCUGCUGGCCGUGCUGGCCACCGUCCUCUACGCGGAGACCCGGCUCGUUCACUUCGUCCGAACGCAGCUGCUGUCUCGCUACACCAAGAAAGAGACCUAGGGGACAGACUUCCUGAGGAACCCGGGCCACAUGGAGGGUUUUAGAUUAAAGACUCGUAGGGCCCUUGCGGAUCAAAGGACGCCAAGCACAGCAGCGGUCUGCCACCUCCGAAUGUCCCUGUGCUCACCUUUUCACACGAGAGACCAAAGGGCUGAUGGGAGACUCUCUGAGUAGAGCCUGUAAGAAUGGAUGGAGGAGAUUCCUCUAGGAGUUCUGCUGUUACAGACAGCUGCCCCAGGCAGAAUCCUCUGUCCAUGUCUCCCCUGCAACAUAAGCAGGCCUGGACCACUGUAAUUCUUGCACUGAUUAAGACAGAGCUUAAAGGUUACUGUACCGAAUGGAUACGUGGUGUUGUAUUUGGACCACUGAAUAGAUUGUAUUAUCUAUUAACUGUAUAUUUUUAUUCAGUAAAUGUGAAUUGAUACCAAUGAAA